Molecule: messenger RNA, 2001 nt
Organism: Gekko japonicus
Lineage: Eukaryota; Metazoa; Chordata; Lepidosauria; Squamata; Gekkonidae
Gene: SPRYD3
Product: SPRY domain containing 3
Exons: 11
Coding region: 108-1385 (425 amino acids)
Molecular function (GO): protein binding
Source: RefSeq, a predicted model, not a curated record
GGAGGAAGAAGCAGACCUCAGGCUGGAGGAGGAGUGAAGCCGUGGAGGAGGGAGGGGGUCCAUGGAGGGAGAGCAAGGCCCUCUCGGGGUAGAUCCUUACCGCCAUAAUGGAUGACUUAAACCUGCACUACCGAUUUCUCAACUGGAGGAGGAGGAUCCGGGAAAUCCGAGAGGUGCGAGCUGUCCGGUACCACGAGCGAUUCAAACAUAUCCUUGUGGAUGGAGACACAUUAAGUUACCACGGAAACUCUGGCGAAGUUGGCUGUUACGUCGCGCGUCAUCCGCUGACCAAAGACAACAAUUAUUUUGAGGUAUCAAUCGUGGACAGCGGCGUUCGAGGGACCAUCGCGGUGGGCUUGGUGCCACAGUAUUAUAGCCUGGACCAUCAGCCCGGAUGGCUACCGGAUUCAGUUGCCUACCAUGCCGAUGAUGGCAAGCUUUACAACGGCCGAGCCAAGGGCCGUCAGUUCGGGACGAAAUGCAGCUCUGGGGACCGAAUUGGCUGUGGGAUCGAGCCCGUGUCUUUCGAAGUCCAGACGGCCCAGAUAUUCUUCACCAAAAAUGGGAAGAGGGUGGGGUCCACCAUAAUGCCGCUCUCCCCAGAGGGGCUUUUCCCAGCCGUGGGGAUGCACUCCCUGGGGGAAGAGGUCCGGCUUCACCUCCACGCCGAGCUGGGCAACGAGGAGGAGGACGAUAGCAUCAUGAUGGUGGACAGCUACGAGGACGAAUGGGGCCGGCUGCACGAUGUGAAAGUCUGCGGCACACUCUUGGAGUACGUGGGAAAAGGGAAGAGCAUUAUUGAUGUGGGCUUGGCACAAGCGCGGCAGCCCCUGAGCACGAGGAGUCACUACUUCGAGGUGGAGAUCGUAGAUCCGGGAGAGAAAUGCUACAUUGCCCUUGGCCUCGCUCGCAAGGACUACCCGAAAAACCGGCAUCCUGGCUGGAGCAGAGGAUCUGUAGCCUACCAUGCAGACGACGGCAAGAUCUUUCACGGGAGUGGAGUAGGGGACCCCUUUGGGCCCCGCUGCUACAAGGGUGACAUCAUGGGCUGUGGGAUCAUGUUCCCCCGCGAUUAUAUCCUCGACAGUGAAGGCGACAGUGACGACAGCUGUGAUACGGUGGCCCUCCGGGCCAAGCCCCCCCGCGGUGUGAGAAACGUCCUGUACCUGCACCAGGAAGCAGAGGAGGAGGAGGACGAAGAGGAUGACGGGGAAGACAUGGAGCAAGAGCACGAAGGCAAGAAGGUGGUGGUGUUCUUUACCCGCAACGGGAAGAUUAUUGGCAAGAAGGAUGCCGUGGUGCCCUGCGGGGGCUUCUUCCCCACCAUCGGGAUGCUGAGCAGCGGGGAGAAAGUCAAGGUGGAUUUGCACCCGCUCAGCGGCUAAGGACUUGGGGGGGGCAAAGGGAUCCCCCCGUCUCUUUCAUUUUGCCAUUCCUUGAGGCUGCCUGAUUUGAUUGUUUGGGAUGUUCUUCAUUGCACUUCCAGCCUCCACCUCCAGGGGCAGCAUAUUUUUUUUUUGUCGGUUGGGCCGUAUAGAUGUCUGUAUCUAACAUCACCUGAGCCGCUUCCCUGUCUCUUUACUGCUCAGUCACGAUGGCCAUUGGGCCGCUGCCGGAUGCUGGAGAAAUCCUGGGGCCCUUGUUUGUGACAAGGCCUGGGUUCAGGUGCUGGUGGCAGAGGUGUCUUCCCACCUGCCCCGGCCUGCUUCAGGGAGCAGUUCUGAAUGUUGCAUGUGGCCCGCGGAUCCUUGUCCUUUGGAAGAAAGGCUGGGAUGGGGCUUGGCAGUUCCAUGCUCGAAGCGCGCAGAAGGGGCCGGGGCGAAGGCUGCCAAGCAUUAAUUCAGAUGUCGAUGGAGCCGUAUCGGUACCCUCUGUCAUGGCUGUGGACACUCCCGGUAUUGCCCUCUAAGACGCCAGAAUGCUGCCGCCCCAGCGGUGCCCACCAGCCCCACAAAGCCCUUCUAUUGGUCUCCCUCCUCCCCCACCUCUUACAGCACUGUA